AUGGAUGCGUCCAAGAACACACCCUUCGGAUACCACGAGACCGUAGAGGACGACGACGAUGGCUGGCAGGUCGUCUCUUCCUCCUCCUCCUCCUCCUCCCUCAAGGACAAGCCAUCAUCAUCCUCAUCUGCUCGCCAAGGAUUCACCCCCAUCCAACAAGCCCAGGAGGAUCAGAUCGUCCCUAGAUCCACCGUUGACGAAACCAUCAUCCCACAACAACAACAACAACAACAACAAGAAUCCUCCACAAAAACACCAGCACCGGCGCCAGUAGCAGAUGAGUUCACGACAACCGAAAAGGCCUCCAAGAAGAAAAAGAAGCAGAUCUUUGGCACAGACGAGUUCCAGCCCGUGGUCUCCAAGAAGCAGAUGGCCCGCGCUAGCAAGGUCGCCGCUGAUACCCAGACCAAUCGCCCCAACGCCUCGAUUGGUGUCUCGACCUCCAGUUACUUUGAUUUGCUCCAAGAUACUGAGGAUGCUGAAGAUGCUGACAAGAUUGUUGAGCGGAUCGAGAAGGAGCAAGAGGAGGAAAAGUUGAGGAUUGCUCAGGAGCAGGCUGAACUGGAAGAGCAGGAAAAGCAGGAAGAGAAGCUGAAGGCGGCCGCUACCGCCGCCGCCGCUGCUGCUGGUGCUGCUGCCCAGAAGGAGGCUGAUCAACAUACCCAGGAGGAACUAUUGAAGCAAGAACAGGAGCGUCAGCGUCAGCUCCAGGAACAGCUCAAGCGCGAACAGGAGAAGGAAGCACAGGCUAAUAUCGAGAAGGAGAUGGAGGUUGCUGCACAAAAGGAAAAGAAGGAUGCCAAGAAGAAGAAGGAGAAAGAAACCAAGGAGAAGGACGCCCAAUUGAAGGAGCAGCAAAGACUUCAACAGGAACAGGAACAAGCACAGCGAGAUCAGAGAGAGAGGGAUGCCGCCAUCGAAGCCGCUCAUGCUGCUGAGGAGGCCGAAGCUGCAGCAGAAGCACAGAGGGUCGCUGAUCAAAUCGCCGAAGAGGAGGACGCAAAGGAGUCUGAGGGCGACAGUGUCGAGGAUCAGGAUGAGAUCGACGAAUGGCAGGAGCAGUCCAAGGCCAAGAAGGGUCGCAAGACUCGUUCGUCCAACCAAGGGUCGUCCACCGCUGCCGUCGAGAUCAGCACCAGUAUGCCCAUCUACGUCCUCCAGCAGGAUGGUAUCACAGAGCAAAAUAGCGACGAGGAAGAGAUUUCGGAGGAGGAGAGGUCAAGACAGGAGCAGGAGCAGGAGGAGCGCGCUGCUGCAUUAGCCAAGGCUGCUGCCAAGGCCAAGCUCGGCGGAAAGAAGAACAAGAAGAAGUCCAACUCCAACAACACCUCAGCCGCCAACUCGCCUCGUCUGGAAGGCAAGAAGGCCAAGAAAGCUGCUGCUGCUGUCGCUUCCACUCCUGCCCCUGUUGCCGUUUCUGCUGAUAAGGAGCAGGAGACCUCUCUCUCCUCUGCAGAGGUGUCGACCCCCAAGCUGACCAAGCGCAAGGCCAAGAAGGCUGCCACCACUACCAACUCGGAGGUUGUUGCUGCUCCAGCUUCGGAAUCGACCUCUGAGAAGGUCGCUGCUGCUAAGGAUUCAGAGUUGUCAAAGAUGGUCCAGAGGGAUGGACCCUCGGGUAUGGUUGGAGGCACGAUCUCGUCGAUCUUUGAGAAGGGUGUCAACCCUGGCCUUGUCAAGAUGUUGAACGUCGUCUUUGUGGCCCUGUUCUUGUCCCUGGGCUUCUUGAUCUUUGCCUCUGGCGGCAACGGACAUGUAAUUGCCCUCACCGGCGUCGCCGUCGCCCUCUUUGUCGCUGUUCAGUGGUUUUUGCGCGAGAUGGAGACCAUGAAGAUUGAUGAGAGCAAGGAUGUUUAG
Linnemannia hyalina is the source of this 1857-nucleotide messenger RNA. NCBI's taxonomy places the organism in Eukaryota, Fungi, Mortierellomycota, Mortierellomycetes, Mortierellales, Mortierellaceae. The record is from the annotation of a GenBank genome assembly.